GGGCGUGGCAGGGCUCACUCGCGGGCUGCGUGGGGCUCACCGAGCCCGGGAACGCAGGUUUCGGGGGGGUGGGAACGCGCAGCCCUGGGGCCGGGGCGGCUGCGUGCGGAGAUGGCGGCGCGAUGGAGCAGCGAGAACGUGGUGGUAGAGUUCCGCGACUCCCAGGCAACCGCAAUGUCUGUGGACUGUCUGGGGCAGCAUGCUGUGCUCUCCGGCCGCCGAUUCUUAUACAUCGUUAAUCUAGAUGCCCCUUUCGAAGGUCACCGAAAGAUCUCUCGCCAGAGCAAGUGGGACAUCGGAGCUGUGCAGUGGAAUCCUCAUGACAGCUUUGCGCACUAUUUUGCAGCUUCGAGUAACCAACGGGUUGACCUUUAUAAGUGGAAAGAUGGCAGCGGGGAAGUUGGCACUACCUUACAAGGCCACACUCGUGUAAUCAGUGACCUGGACUGGGCAGUGUUUGAGCCAGAUCUCUUGGUUACCAGCUCUGUGGACACUUACAUCUACAUUUGGGAUAUCAAAGACACAAGGAAGCCUACCGUUGCGCUCUCUGCUGUAGCGGGUGCCUCACAGGUCAAAUGGAAUAAAAAAAAUGCUAAUUGCCUCGCCACCAGUCAUGAUGGGGACGUGCGGAUAUGGGACAAGCGGAAACCCAGCACCGCAGUGGAGUACCUCGCAGCCCACCUCUCCAAAAUCCAUGGCCUGGACUGGCACCCAGACAUCGAGCACAUUCUUGCUACCUCCAGCCAAGACAAUUCUGUCAAGUUCUGGGACUACCGCCAGCCUCGGAAAUACCUCAGUAUUCUCCCUUGCCAGGUGCCCGUCUGGAAGGCCAGAUACACGCCUUUCAGCAAUGGACUGGUGACUGUGAUGGUUCCCCAGCUGCGGAGGGAAAAUAGUCUUCUCUUGUGGAACGUCUUUGACUUGAACACGCCAGUGCAUACCUUUGUGGGGCACGAUGAUGUGGUGCUGGAGUUCCAGUGGAGAAGACAGAAGGAGGGGUCCAAGGACUACCAACUGGUCACGUGGUCACGGGAUCAGACCUUGAGAAUGUGGCGGGUAGAUUCCCAGAUGCAGAGGCUUUGUGCAAAUGACAUAUUAGAUGGUGUUGAUGAGUUCAUUGAGAGCAUUUCUCUUCUGCCGGAACCAGAGAAGACCCUUCACACUCAAGAUACGGAUCACCAGCACAACUUGAGCCAUGGGGAGGAAGAAGUCUUAAAGGAAGACCCCCCAAGCAGUCUCCUGGAAGAGAAGAAGUCAGAUCAGCCGGGACUGCCUCAGACUCUGCAGCAGGAGUUCUCCCUGAUCAACGUGCAGAUCCGGAAUGUCAACGUGGAGAUGGAUGCGGCGGACAGGAGCUGCACGGUGUCUGUGCAUUGCAGCAGCCACCGCGUCAAGAUGCUGGUCAAGUUCCCCGCGCAGUAUCCCAACAACGCUGCCCCCUCGUUCCAGUUUAUCAACCCCACCACCAUCACGUCCACGAUGAAAGCCAAGCUGCUGAAGAUCCUGAAAGACACUUCCCUGCAAAAAGUGAAGCGCAACCAGAGUUGUUUGGAGCCCUGCCUGCGCCAGCUCGUCUCCUGCCUUGAGUCUUUUGUGAACCAAGAAGACAGCACUUCCAGCAACCCCUUUGCACUCCCAAACUCCGUCACUCCGCCCUUACCAACGUUUGCCCGGGUGACCACUGCCUAUGGGUCAUACCAAGAUGCCAACAUUCCCUUCCCUAGGACCUCGGGGGCCAGGUUCUGUGGAGCAGGCUAUCUGGUGUAUUUCACGCGGCCUAUGACGAUGCAUCGAGCAGUGUCUCCGACAGAACCUACUCCGAGAGGAGAUCUAAGGUAGCAAAUGGGAAUGUGGACUCCGGAGCCAAACCACCGGGUCCAAGUCUUGGCCCUGCUGUUCUGUGACCUUAGGCAAGUUAUGUAAACCAUCCUUGAGUUUCCUUACCAAUAAGUUGGGGAUGAUAGUGACACCUACAUACUUGGGUUGCUGGGAAGAAUCAAUGAGUUAAUCCCUGGGAAGCAUUUAGAAUACAGCCUGGCGUGUGGCUCUGUGUUUCCUAUUACUACUGUUUAAGUUUUCACUAUUUUACUCAAAUAUAAUUCACAUAGUAUACAGUUGACCCAUUUAAAGUAUAUAAUUCAGUGGCUUGUUGUGUAUUCACAGAUCAUGUGCAGCCAUCACUAGAGUCAGUUCUAGAACAUUUUUAAUUACCCUCAAAAGAAACUGCAUCCCCUAGGUGUCAACACUCCCAAGUCCCCCUUUCUUCCAGUACUGGGCAAACACUGAUGUACUUUCUGUCAAUCAUUUUGCCUAUUCUGGGCAUUUUAUAGUAAUAGAAUCAUAUAAUUAUGUGGUUCUUUGUGACUGGCUUCUUUCACUUAGUGUAAUGGUUUUUUUUAACUUUUAAAAAAUGUUUACUUAUUUUUCAGAUAGGGAGAGACAGAGUGUGAGCAGGGGAUGGCAGAGAGAGAGGGAGAUCCAGAACUCAAAGCAGGCUCUAGGCUCUGAGCUGUCAGCACAGAGCCCGACGAAGGGCUCAAACUCGCAAACCAUGAGAUCAUGACAUGAGCUAAUGUCAGAUGCUCAACUGACUGAGCCACCCAGGCGCCCCUUGCUUAGUGUAGUGUUUUCACGGCUCAUACAUAUUGUAGCAUGGUCAGUAGUUCUUUUUUUGUUUUUUUAAUUUUAUUCUAGAGAGAGAGAAACGUGUGAGCAGAGGAGAGGCACAGAGGGAGGGAGAGAGAGAGAGAGAGAGAGAGGAAGAGAGAGAGAGAAUCUUAAGCAGGCUUCCACACUCAGCUCAGAGCCCAACAGGGGGCUUAAUCUCACAAACCGUGAGAUCAUGCCCUGAGCCAAAAUCAAGAGUCAGAUACUCAACCGAUUGAGCCACCCAGGCGCCCCAGGACUUCGUUUUUAUUGCCAGAUAAUAUUCUGUCAUAUACAUAUGCCACAUUUUAUUUAUUUCUUUAUCAGUCUGUGGACAUUGGGGUUAUUUGCAUUUUUUGGCUAUUACAAAUAAUGCUGUUUUGUGCAUUCAUGUACAAGUUUUUGUGUGGACACAGCUUUUCAUUUUUCUCCAGUAUAUACCUAUGAGCAGAAUUGCUGGAUCCCAUCACAAAGGUUUUUUUUUUUUUCUUAAUUAAUAAGCUUCAUGUUUUAGAGCAGUUUUAAGUAUGUAGUAAAAUUGGGUGGAAGGUACAGAGGGUCCUCAUAUACACCCGUCCCCACACAUGCACAACCUCCCCCAUACCACUGGUUUUUUAAACUUAAAAAUUAUAAGGUGCGUACGAGGGACUUCUGCCCCUGCAGUGCGGUGUCUAGGAUAACAUGAAAGUCCUCCCAUUGCGAACACCUGGAUGUAUGGGAUGAAAUAUAAUUAGCAUACUUCCAGGAAAGAAAGAUUGAACCGAGUGCACGAGGAGGCACCACUGCUGUCCUGGGAGUCUGCCAAUCUCUGCAGUCACCUGAGCAGAUGAGACCUUGACUGCACAGGCCUGGGGAGUUAAGUGUCAGAGACCCCAUGUAUUACCUGGGUUCUGUUUUUGAAAGGUUGGACUAGAAAACAAGCACCUGCUCUCAAAGGGAAACAAGAAUAUGUGUAUCUGGGCUUCGGAUAAGAGGGAAGAAUGUUCCUAUUAGAACGGUUUGCACGCUAACAGUGUUUCAGUGAGGUCUGAUUUACAGUACACAGAUGUGAAGUGUAUACCUUGAUGACCAACACCCAGAUCAACAUAGAGAACAGGAGUUUUCUCUGUUUACACCCAGAGGAAACCAGUCUUCCGACUUCCAUCAUUGUAGUUGUGGUUUUGCCUGUGCUUGAGCUUCAUCUAAGUAGCACAUCAGGCAGCAUGUGCUGUUUUGUGUCUCACCUGUUUUGCUAACUUAAUGUUUUUUGUUUUUAAUUUUAUUUUUUAAAUUUACAUACAAAUUAGUUAGCGUAUAGUGGAACAUCCAAAUUAGUUGGCAUAUAGUGCAAUGGUGAUUUCAGGAGUAGAUUCCUUAAUGCCCCUUGCCCAUUCCCCCCUCCCACAACCCCUCCAGUAACCCUCUGUUUGUUCUCCAUAUUUAAGAGUCUCUUAUGUUUUUGAAAUUGAUCCACAGAGUUGCAUAUAUCGAUGGUUCCAUUGUAUGAAAAUAAUACAAUUUAUCAUUCUCUUCUUGAGGGAUAUUUGAAUUAUUUCUAGUUUGCGGCUAUCAUGAGUAGACCUACACACAGAAGUCUUUUUAUGGACGUGUAUAUUAACUUCUCUACCCAAGGGGCAGAAUCCCUGGGUCAUAGGUUAGGUGUAUGUUUGAUUUUUUUUUUUUUUUUUUUUUUUUUUUAGCAUUGCCAAAAAGUCUGUCCCCAGUGGUUGUGUCAUUUUACACUCUUACCGGCAAUGUUUCAGAAUUAUAGUUGCUCCACAUUCUUUCCAAAAUUUGAUAUUUUCAAUCUUUUCAACUUUAGUCAUUGUGAUGGGUAUGUGGUAUCUCAUUGUGGUGAUGACUGGUGAUGUUGGGCAGCUUUUGUGUGCUCAUUGAUCAUUUGGGUAUAUUCUUUUGUGAUGUGCCUGUUCAAGUAUUUUGCUCAUUUCUAUAGGACUAGGUUUCUUAUUAUUUAUUUGUGUCAGUUCUUUAUUCUGGUUCUAAAUCGUUUGCUGGAAGUCCAGAUAGAUUUUCUCUUAAUCCGUGGUUUGUCUUUCUCCGUAAUGAUUUUUGAUAAAUACAAGUUUUUAAUUUUGAUAAAAUCCAAUCUAUCACUUUAAAAAUUUUAUGUUUAGUGCUUUUGUGUUCUAGAAAAAAAAAAUCUUUGCCUAACCCAAGGUUACAAAAAUAUUCUUCUCUUUUAAAAGUUUAUAGUUUUAGAGUCCUUCUUUAAGGUCUGUAGUCAAUCUCAAAUUAAUUUUUUGUGUGUAUGAUGUGAGGUAGGGGUCAAAGUUUGCUUUUUUCAGUAGAGCUAUAUAGUUAUUGUUCCAGCACCAUUCAUGGAAAAAUUUUGACUUUACUCAUUGAAUUUGCAUUGAUUAAAAAAAAAAUUGCAUUGAUACCAUUGUUGAAAAUCAAUUGAAUAUGGUUGUGGGUCUAUUUCUAGAGUCUACUUUUUUCCUUUGCUCUAUUGGUUUCUCUUUAUGCCAACACUAUACUCUUAAUGUAGCUUUUAUAUUGUAAGUCUUCAAAUCUGCUAGUAAGUCCUCCAGUUUUAUUACUCUUACUCAGGAUCAUGUUGGCUAUUGGCUAGGUCUUUUGCAUUCCUGUAAAAACAUGACAUGGCUGAUUGGUUUCUACACAAAACUUCUCUUCAUAUUUUGAUUGGAAAUGUGUCAACUCUACAGAUCAGUUUGGAGAAAACUGACAUCUUGACAGUAAUAUGGAAACUUCUCAUCCACUAACAUGAUACUUCUCUGAUUUCUCAGCAAUAUUUUGUGUUUUCAACGCACAUUUUUAAAUUAAGUUCAUUUCUAGGUAUUUGAUGCUAUUGUAAAUGAAAAUUUUAAGAUAUUUCUAAAUGUUUGUUUCUAAUGUAUAAAAAUGCAGAUUUUUAUAGAUUGGCCUUGUAUCUAAAUUCACUUGUUCAUUCUCAUAGCUUGUAGAUUCCUUUGAUUUUCUAUGUAUACAGUCUUAGAAGUAUUCUCCGCUUUUGCAGACAAAAGUCGUGUUUUGUUCUUUUUGUUGAGUUUCCUUUUUUUCCCGUUUUACCCAUCUUUUCCUCUUGGUUUCAUCAUGUGCUUAAGAGCAACAGUAUUUGGAAAUAAGGAAAGACUGAAGCCAGUAUGGAUAAUUCUGUUUUCAA
Molecule: messenger RNA, 5770 nt
Organism: Acinonyx jubatus (cheetah)
Lineage: Eukaryota; Metazoa; Chordata; Mammalia; Carnivora; Felidae
Gene: WDR59
Product: WD repeat domain 59
Exons: 18
Coding region: 112-1839 (575 amino acids)
Molecular function (GO): protein binding
Source: RefSeq, a predicted model, not a curated record